Echinococcus granulosus is the source of this 363-nucleotide messenger RNA. RefSeq lists its product as hypothetical. The transcript has 4 exons. The record is from RefSeq and is a predicted model, not a curated record. Lineage: Eukaryota; Metazoa; Platyhelminthes; Cestoda; Cyclophyllidea; Taeniidae. The coding region runs from base 1 to 363 and encodes 120 amino acids.
AUGUCUGCAACUCCACGUAGUCUACUUUGCAAACCAACCGUGACUCUGUUUAUGCAAGAGGAAGCAGCUUUCACUACGGCUACUUGCGUGGCAUUCAAAGAAGAAGGUGAGUCAGACUACCUCAAAUAUCCCAUUUAUUUUCAUCCAGUAAAAGAAUUCGAAAAAGAAAUUUUGGCCGAUUUCACAUCUCUGCUGGAGGUAGUUUUUACUGCAGCUUCUUGUAUAUCAUUGGGAGAAGAAGGUGUGGUACGCGGUGGUGGAGCAAUGCACCGUCUAAAAGUGUUUGUAACAGCUGGUUGGAUUCUCGUAGUAAAUACUCCACAGCUUGAUAAACAAACAAAAUAUCUGAGGUGGUUAGGCUGA